AUGUUCGCUCAACAACGCGUCAUCAAUGCCUGUCUAAAACAUCUAACACCACGACUUAGUCAUGAGCAAUCAUCAAUAAUUCGAGCUACUCUUCAAGCACAGAAUGUUCGUCAGAAAAGUGACUCCAAGGAUGUUUCAAAAGCUAGUAGUGGAGGCAAAAUUAAAGGUCAUAUUGUUGGUAUCGAUCUUGGCACAACCAAUUCAUGUGUAGCUAUCAUGGAAGGCAAAACGCCAAAAGUGCUGGAAAAUGCUGAGGGUAUGCGAACAACACCGUCGGUUAUCGCAUUUACUAAAGAUAAUGAACGUCUCGUUGGUAUGCCUGCUAAACGUCAAGCCGUAACCAAUCCUCAGAAUACAUUUUAUGCAACAAAACGUUUGAUCGGAAGAAAAUUCAACGAUGAUGAAGUUAAAAAAGAAAUGCAAAGUGUAUCAUUUAAAAUCGUUCGUGCCAACAAUGGCGAUGCUUGGGUUGAAGCUAACGUUAAAAAAGAAAUGCAAAGUGUAUCAUUUAAAAUCGUUCGUGCCAACAAUGGCGAUGCUUGGGUUGAAGCUAACGGUAAAAGCUACUCGCCCAGUCAAAUCGGUGCUUUUGUCCUGAUGAAAAUGAAAGAAACAGCCGAGAAUUAUUAUGGAUCAUCAGUGAAAAAUGCAGUUGUUACGGUUCCAGCCUACUUUAACGAUUCACAACGACAAGCAACGAAAGAUGCUGGUCAGAUCGCUGGUUUAAAUGUUCUUCGUGUAGUCAAUGAGCCAACAGCAGCUGCACUAGCGUAUGGAUUAGAGAAAUCCAACGACAAGAUCAUUGCUGUCUAUGAUCUCGGUGGCGGUACAUUCGAUAUCUCAAUCUUGGAAAUGCAAUCGAAUGUAUUCGAAGUCCGUUCGACAAAUGGAGAUACAUUUCUGGGUGGAGAGGAUUUCGACAAUGCUCUAUUAAAGCAUCUUGUUGCUGAAUUUAAAAAAGAAAGCGGGAUUGAUAUAACAAAAGAUCCACAAGCGAUGCAACGUUUGAGAGAAGCAGCAGAAAAAGCGAAAUGUGAAUUAUCUUCAGCUUCACAGACGGAUAUCAACUUACCUUAUUUAACCAUGGAUAAAUCAGGUCCAAAGCAUAUGAAUUAUAAAUUAAGUCGCGCCCAAUUUGAGAAUCUUGUCGCACAUUUAAUCAAACGAACCAUCGAACCGUGUAAGAAAGCAAUAAAAGAUGCCGAUGUUAAAACAGGCGAUAUCAACGAUGUUAUUCUUGUCGGUGGUAUGAGUCGAAUGCCUAAAGUUCAACAAACAGUGCAAGAAUUGUUUGGUAAAGCACCAAAUAAGUCAGUCAAUCCUGAUGAAGCUGUUGCUAUGGGUGCUGCUAUUCAAGGCGGCGUUUUGGGUGGUGACGUUCAACAAACAGUGCAAGAAUUGUUUGGUAAAGCACCAAAUAAGUCAGUCAAUCCUGAUGAAGCUGUUGCUAUGGGUGCUGCUAUUCAAGGCGGCGUUUUGGGUGGUGACGUUACUGAUCUCCUUCUUCUCGAUGUUACACCACUUUCAUUGGGCAUUGAAACCUUAGGUGGAGUCUUUACAAAAUUGAUCAAUCGGAAUACAACUAUACCGACAAAGAAAAGUCAAGUUUUUUCCACUGCUGCAGACGGUCAAACACAAGUGGAAAUCAAAGUCCAUCAAGGAGAACGUGAAAUGGCUGCUGAUAAUAAGUUGCUAGGACGAUUCAAUUUAGUUGGCAUACCACCCGCACCUCGAGGAGUACCACAAAUUGAAGUGACAUUUGACAUUGAUGCGAAUGGUAUUGUUCAUGUGUCCGCUCGUGAUCGUGGAACUGGAAAAGAGCAACAAAUUAUCAUUCAGUCGAGUGGAGGUUUGAACAAAGAUGAAAUCGAAAAUAUGGUUCGUGCCGCAGAGAAAUACUCUGCUGACGAUAAGAAACGACGUGAAACGGUCGAAGAAGUAAACCGUAUCGAAUCGAUUCUUCACGAUACAGAAUCAAAGAUGGAAGAGUAUAAGGAUCAGCUACCAGCUGAUGAAUAUUCCAAAUUGAAAGAUGGCGCUUCGAAAUUACGUGAGAAAUUGACCAACAAGGACAAUGAAUCAGUUCAAAAUUUGAAAGAAGCUGCUGAUGAUUUUCAAAAACAAAGCCUGAAAUUGUUUGAAACUGCUUAUAAAAAAAUGCAAUCUGAUCGUGAAAGCUCACAAUCAUCAUCCUCAGGCACUUCCUCAGAUCAACAACCCUCCGAUGAAAAUAAAGAUCAACAAAACAAAUAG
Adineta ricciae is the source of this 2253-nucleotide messenger RNA. The record is from the annotation of a GenBank genome assembly. NCBI's taxonomy places the organism in Eukaryota, Metazoa, Rotifera, Eurotatoria, Adinetida, Adinetidae.